AUGGAUAUUCGCCCAUAUAUUUUGCAUUUUGAUAAUGGGAUGUGGGUUCGUGAGAGAACAAUAGAAGUUUUUUUAAAAUCAGUGAACGCAUUGAUACAAAAGGGUGCAAAAGGCCAACCCAAUUAUCUAAUAAAGCUCAUUCAAGAAAAAUCUACUGCUGGUUUUCAUGGAGUUGCAGUAUUUGACCAGACUGAUGACUAUAAUAUUCCAUCAGUACCAUUUUCUGAUAUUCAAUCUUCAAAUUGUUGGAGGUUAGUUGUGGUAACCCUUACAACGAUUGCGGUUUCUCUUCCUGAAAUCGAAAAGGAGGAAGUUGAUUGCUUGUUGGAAUGUGUUAGGGAAGGUCUAUUAUAUGUUACAUUGGUGGAAAAGAACCUCAAUUUUAUCUAUGAUCUUCAACAAGCAGCUGAAACUUUGUGGCAAGAAACUAGCACCAAUAAAUGGUUAGGAAACAAGUUGCAAAACCCUGCUUUUCAAAAGUUUACAGCUGGACAGAUUGUUAAAUGGUUCAGGGAUAACGCUAAACAUUACUUGGAGGAUGCAUGCCGGAAUGAGGAUACAGAGCACAGGUUUAUUUGUGGCAACUCAAUGUAUAAUAUAACCGAAACAAUUCUGUAUACCUACAAGACCAACAUUGAUGAUGCCACGCUGAGCCAAAAGGAACUAUUUGAUAGCUUAUCAUCAAUGAUCACCGACAUAAUCGCAGCUUGUCUCACCAACUUACCACAAAUCAUAAUAAUGAAAUGUCACUACAUGUCUGCGAUAAAGGAAAGGCGGAUCAGUGUCAAAGAUGCAGCCCAGCUUCUAGGUGAGACUACAGAAAUAAUCAGACUCCUUCAAGAUCAUCGUAUUCCAAACAUGAAUCCAAGUGACAUGCCAUUUCUCAACAAAUGGCGUGCUUAUUUCAGGAAUCCUUCUUCUAGUGAUGAAGGGCAUGCAUCUUUACUACUCGAAGUCUCAAAGUCACCCAGGGCGGUCGACUAUGAUCCUCCAAGAAGUUGA
Helianthus annuus (common sunflower) is the source of this 1002-nucleotide messenger RNA. RefSeq lists its product as uncharacterized. The coding region runs from base 1 to 1002 and encodes 333 amino acids. Lineage: Eukaryota; Viridiplantae; Streptophyta; Magnoliopsida; Asterales; Asteraceae. The transcript is spliced from 2 exons. The record is from RefSeq and is a predicted model, not a curated record.